Molecule: messenger RNA, 987 nt
Organism: Cladophialophora yegresii CBS 114405
Lineage: Eukaryota; Fungi; Ascomycota; Eurotiomycetes; Chaetothyriales; Herpotrichiellaceae
Product: beta-lactamase
Exons: 3
Coding region: 1-987 (328 amino acids)
Source: RefSeq, a predicted model, not a curated record
AUGGCGUGGGAAGAGGAAUUUGAGUCUGCCACGAAACCUGGGCCAGGCCGGAGAAUUUUGGGCGCUGUCGUGAUCGCAGCCGAUACCUCUGUAGGAAACACAGUGCAUCGCCAUGCCAGAGGCUUCACGUCUGUUGACCCCGAGACUGCUAAACCGAUGAGUGAGGAAACCACUUUCUGGAUCGCGUCGUGCACAAAGCUUUUGACCACUAUUUGCGCACUGCAAAAUGUCGAGCAAGGGAAACUGGUACUCGACGAUGAUGUCUCCGAGAUCCUCCCCGAGUGGAGAUCCCCAGACAUCUUGACUGGUUGGGACCACGGCCAGCCACAGUUUCGGAAAGCAACAAAGAAGAUCACAUUGCGUCAAUUGUUGACGCACUCCAGUGGAAUGGGCUACGACUUCCUGUCGCCAGAACUCGCAAAGUGGCGGGAAUGGCGCGGAGAACCAGUACGCCCCGGCGGAGGUGACAUAACUAUACAAUACUUCGCCCCUCUUCUGUACGAGCCUGGCGAGAGCUGGGCGUAUAGUGUAAGCAUCGAUUGGGCUGGCAAGAUGGUGGAGCGAGUGAACGGAGGAAUCAGCCUCGGAGAGUAUAUGCAGCAAAACAUUUUUGAGCCUCUCGGGAUGACUUCGUCUGGGUUCCGCCCAGAGAAGAACGAGAACAUUAGCAGGAACUUGUGCCCGACGACAAAACGGACACCUGAGGGAGAUCUGGUACCCACCGAGCCGUACGCCAUUCAGAACCCCAAGGACGAUCUUGGUGGUGGUGGGCUAUAUUCCGCCGCGCCGGACUACGUGAGAGUGCUCACCUCGCUGCUGAGGAACGAUGAGAAACUUCUCCGGUCGGACACAGUGAAAUCGAUGUUCGCGCCGCAACUUUCCGACGACAGCCACCUAAAGCCACGGUUGGGGAGCCACUCGCAGGACCGAUGUUUCGAGCCGGAGUGGACAGCGAAGCUUGGAAUUUCGGUCUUGGAGGCAUCUUGA